Molecule: messenger RNA, 3807 nt
Organism: Hemiscyllium ocellatum (epaulette shark)
Lineage: Eukaryota; Metazoa; Chordata; Chondrichthyes; Orectolobiformes; Hemiscylliidae
Gene: scyl2
Product: SCY1 like pseudokinase 2
Exons: 18
Coding region: 153-3032 (959 amino acids)
Biological process (GO): protein phosphorylation
Molecular function (GO): ATP binding; protein kinase activity
Source: RefSeq, a predicted model, not a curated record
UUUGCGUGGUGGGGGGGGGGGAGUGAUGCGAUGGCGAAAAGGUCGCCUCCGCUUGUCGCCGCCCGGGAGUGAGUGAGCCGUCAGGCGGCGGGGCCCGCGAACACGGGCCGGCAGGAGACAGGCUCUGCCAGGUAAACUGUUCAUCUGAAACAAUGGAGUCAAUGCUAAAUAAACUGAAGAGUACUGUUACUAAGGUAACAGCAGAUGUUACCAGUGCAGUCAUGGGAAACCCUGUCACAAGGGAGUUUGAAGUUGGGAGGCACAUAGCAAGUGCUGGGCCAGGAAUGACCUGGAAGGUCUUUCAUGGUGUGAAGAAGUCAACCAAACAGGAGGUAGCUGUAUUUGUUUUUGAUAAAAAAUUAAUUGAGAAAUAUCAAAAAUUUGAAAAGGAUCUCAUCAUUGAUUUACUGAAAAAAGGUGUGCAACAGCUCACCAGGCUGAGACACCCACGCCUACUGACAGUGCAGCAUCCUUUAGAGGAGUCGAGAGAUUGUUUAGCCUUUUGCACGGAGCCUGUUUUUGCAAGUUUAGCCAAUGUCCUAGGUUGUUACGACCACCUACCAUGUCCUACACCUGCAGAAAUUAAAGAGCACCAGCUUUAUGAUGUGGAAAUCAAAUUCGGUUUGUUGCAGGUUUGCGAAGCCUUGUCCUUUUUACACAGCAGUGUGAAAAUGAUUCAUGGUAACCUGACACCAGAGAAUAUCAUUUUGAAUAAAAGUGGCGCCUGGAAAAUCAUGGGUUUUGACUUUUGCAUCUCUUCAUCUAAUCCCUCAGAGCAGGAGCUUACAUUUAGUUGCAAGGAAUGGGACCCAAAUCUUCCUCCUUUGUGCCUCCCUAACCCUGAAUAUGUUGCUCCAGAAUAUAUCUUAUCAGUGAGUUGUGAUCUGGCCAGUGAUAUGUAUUCAUUAGGAGCUGUCAUGUUUGCUGUGUUUAAUAAUGGCAAACCUAUCUUCGAGGUCAACAAGCAGGAUAUUUUCAAGAGUUUCAGCAGACAACUAGAUCAGCUCACCCGUUUAGGCCCCAAUAUACUGCAAAAAAUUCCUGAAGAGGUUCGGGAGCAUAUGAAAUUGUUGCUGAAUGUAACUCCCACUGUCAGACCAGAUGCUGACCAGCUCAGCAAGAUCCCAUUUUUUGAUGAUGUCGGUGCCAUGACACUUCAGUAUUUUGAUUCACUCUUUCAACGAGACAACCUCCAAAAAUCGCAGUUUUACAAAGGUCUGCCAAAAAUCUUGGCACAACUUCCAAAGCGAGUUGUAAUACAACGCAUUUUGCCAAGCUUGACUUCGGAAUUUGUGAAUCCGGAUAUGGUUCCUUUUGUCCUACCCAACGUCCUUCUUAUUGUUGAAGAGUGUACCAAAGAAGAGUAUGUCAAACUGAUUCUCCCUGACCUCGUUCCUGUUUUCCGGCUCCAGGAACCCAUUCAGGUUUUGCUGAUCUUCUUGCAAAAGAUGGAUUUGCUAUUGACUAAAACUCCACCAGAAGAUAUCAAGAACACAGUUUUACCCAUGAUAUACAGGGCCUUAGAAGCACCAUCAAUUCAGAUUCAGGAACUUUGUCUCAACAUAAUUCCCACAUUUGCGAACUUGAUAGAUUAUCCAUCCAUGAAGAAUGCUUUAAUACCACGUAUUAAGAGUGCUAGUUUACAGACCUCUUCCCUUGCAGUGCGUGUAAAUUCACUGGUUUGCCUCGGCAAACUCCUGGAGUACUUGGACAAGUGGUUUGUCCUGGAUGAGAUCUUUCCUUUCUUGCAGCAGAUUCCAUCCCGGGAGCCUGCAGUUCUCAUGGGAAUUUUAGGUAUCUACAAAUGUACUUUCAGCCACAAGAAGCUGGGAAUUACCAAAGAGCAGUUGGCUUCAAAAGUGCUCCCACACCUUAUACCCCUCAGCAUUGACAACAAUCUGAAUCUGAACCAGUUUAACUCCUUUAUGGGAGUGAUCAAGGAAAUGUUAAGUAAGUUGGAGACUGAGCAAAAGACCAAACUGGAACAGCUACACCACAUGCAAGAACAACAGAGAAGUUUGGAUCUACCUGGCCAGUUCAACAAAGUUACUGAAUCAAAGGAAAACCAAGACACUCAGAUCAGUAAGAUCUUCACAAGUUUCGGAGUGGAUGUAAGUGCAGGAGCUAAUAAGAAAGAGAAUGGAUCAGUCUCCAAUUCACAGAAGCAAGUCAAAACUUCCCUUACGUUGGAAGAGAAGCAGCGACUGGCCAAAGAGCAGGAACAGGCUCAGAAACUUCGAAGUCAGCAACCCCUUGCCCCAAAGUCUGUUCAAGUUUCAGCCCCAAGCAAACAGACCAAAGACCUGACAAGCAGUUUGUUAGAAAACAUGUCCUCCAUGAAUUCACUGUCUGUUAACACAUCCAAACACAGUCUGGCACAGACUAUGUCCUCGACUGGCUUCUCCUCACCCUCCCCAUUGAACAGCAGCAUGGGCUUCCCCAGUUCCAGCACCAGCCUGAAUGCUUUGGGAAGCAUGAGCAAUGGCAUGGGCUUCAAUGCCCCCAUGGCAUUUCAACCUACAUACGGCAGCAGUGUGACCAUGGCUGGCACAGGACAAAACCUCUAUGGUACCCGAAGUUCCACUGGCAUCCACAGAGUGCCGAUGUCAUCGGCAACCAUCUUGCCAACUUUUUCCAGCAUUGGCACGCUGGGACAGCCCGGGCCCGGUCCUGGGCCCAUUUCACAGCCGGGUAAAGCCAUGGACAUGUCAGCUUUGGACAACUUGCUGGGUCCUCAGAAGAACAGCAAGGUCACCUUGAACCAAAUGGCCCAGCCAGCGCAAAAGCCACUGCCUACAGCAUCCCAGAACCAGUGGCUGAAGCAGUUUGUCCCAGCCCAAGCUUCACCAGCCACAAACAGUCCAAUGGGAGGGACUCAGCCUAGUGUGAUGGGGCAGCCCAACUUCACGAUGUCCCCUCUACAGGCCAACCCAUUCAGGUCACCCCAGGACUUCUCACAGUCGAACCUGCCAACGAACUCUGUGCCGCCCAGCAGCUCAGCUAAUAAAGACCUGAAGGACCUAUUUGGCUAGUGUAUAUCCCCUCUUUUCUUGCAAGACCCUGUGAAGAGGAUCACUACCAAUUAAAAUGUUUUAGUUCCAUUUGGGUACCUUGUGCUUUUAUACGGAAAUUGGUUCCUGUUCCAUUUUUUGCUGCUGUGAAACCCAGAUGGCCUUACACAGUAAAAGCCACACAAUGCCUCAAAAACGUAGCAGUUUCCCGUAUGUCAUUAAGUGGUCUUAAGUAGCACAAGUUGUCUUUUUGGCAGGUGUUUGUUGUGAGAAGAAUGUCCACUUUAUACUUCCAUGCUGUGCUCUGUUUUAGUUCCAUUUGAUGAGCUUUCUGUCUGGGACCAGUUCUGCAGCCUUAAUGAAUGUACAGCAAUAUUGAGCAAUUAAUUUAUUCUACAUGUUGUUCCGGUGCUUGUACUGAGGUGGCACUGGCAGUUCAAAUUGCCACCUUUUUACAAACAAACCAAAAUCACCUUGGGGUGAAAGUCCAAUACGUUGCAGUGGAGCCUGUUUUUACCACUACUUUGUUGUUGUGCAAUAAGUCAAUGUGGCCGAUCAGAUGAAGGCAUCUUUCAAACUGCUGAGCCGCAUGUCAAACCCCUUGUAAAAUAUUCACUGCCAUUCUGUACUUCAGGGAUACAGAAGUGGACAGUCCAAAGUAAUUGAACAUGUCAACAUUCCUAUUAUUGAUUAGUUGCUAGAUACCCAAGUGUCUUCUGAAACUGUCUUUAGAUUAUUUUUAGGUAUUCUGUUUGAUUGUAAUGGUUUGGUGAAGAUAAAAUACAUUGUGUGCAUA